AUGAGCAGCCCCUACUCCGUCCAGAUUCACCAGAACACCAAGGAGCCUUCUAUCGGAAGCGCUUACAGCCACUCCUCCGACUCCUACGCUUCGUCCGGUAGUUCAACCCCUCGCUCGGUCUCCCCUGGCACUUACCGCGAGCACGGCGCUGCCAAGCACGCCUCCCACGUCUCCAGCUCCGGCCGAAACCUGGUCAUUAACCACCACAAAGUUGUCUACGAUGCCAACUCCCCGCAAGUUCCGUACGGAAACAGUUAUCCGACCUCGCGUCCCUGA
This is a messenger RNA of Ilyonectria robusta, 276 nucleotides long. RefSeq lists its product as uncharacterized. Lineage: Eukaryota; Fungi; Ascomycota; Sordariomycetes; Hypocreales; Nectriaceae. The coding region runs from base 1 to 276 and encodes 91 amino acids. The record is from RefSeq and is a predicted model, not a curated record. The transcript has 2 exons.